Messenger RNA from Aspergillus glaucus CBS 516.65, 1365 nucleotides. Its product is annotated as GYF domain-containing protein. NCBI's taxonomy places the organism in Eukaryota, Fungi, Ascomycota, Eurotiomycetes, Eurotiales, Aspergillaceae. Bases 1 to 1365 code for a protein of 454 amino acids. Gene Ontology annotation, cellular component: U5 snRNP. The record is from RefSeq and is a predicted model, not a curated record. The transcript has a single exon. Gene Ontology annotation, molecular function: protein binding.
AUGUCCUCCGCGCGCCCCAAGCGGGCAGGCGAAGACUUCACUCGCACCCACCACCACGACGAAGACGACCCCAACGGCCCAGCAUCUCACAAGAAGCCCCGAUUCGACCUCCGCAACCCCUCAGCACUAGCGCCCGACGCGCUCGAGGAUGAUGCGGUCUUGGACGCAGACGAGAUCGGCCGCCGCGGACAACAAGUGCGCCGGAAAGCAGUCAACCUGGACGGAUACGACUCGGACAGUGACAACGAAGGGUUUUCGGCGCGCGUUGAGAAAAAACCCGAGAAUCAGAGGAAACAACACGAUGCGGACGACGAUGAUAUGUUCGCGGAGCUGCAGGAGGAUUUCGGGGCUGAAGAAAUCGACGCGGACGAGGCUAUGCGCAAGAACAAGAAGAACGUGCGGUUUUUACAAGAUGAUGAGAUUCAGGGACAGGUUUCAUCUUCGCGUGGUGGACAUGCUUUGCACGCAGAUCUGAGCAAGGGCCAUGGUGAGGUCGACGAAGACGACGAUGAAAGCGAGGAAGAUGUUCCAGAGGAAGACCGCGCAAAAGUGGAUGAGGAGUUGGAUGAAGAAAUAGGAGCCGGUGGGAAGAAAAAGAAUGCGCCUUUACUAGAUGCGUUCAACAUGCGCAAUGAACAGGAGGAGGGCAAGUUCGACGAUCAAGGAAACUACAUUCGAAAAGCGGCGGACCCCGAUGCUGUUUAUGACUCUUGGCUCGAAGGCGUGUCAAAGAAGGAUAUGAAAAGCGCAAAAGAGGCCGCAGAAAAACGAGACGCCGAACGGAGAGAACGAGACCGGCAAGACGACAGCAUCUUAGCAGGCGACGUCCUGAAGGCCAUCAUCAUACAUCUUCAACGCGGAGAGACGAUUCUUGAAGCCCUGGCGAGAAUAGGCAAAGGCGUGCAAAGAAAGCCGAAAUGGCAACAAAACAAACAACGGAAUAAGAAGAAACAAAACGGAGCCGCAGCCGAAGACACCGAAAUGACAGAAGAAGACCCUAACGAGGCCACUCGCAAGCAGACAAUCGAAGCCAUCACCGGUGCUGCCGACAUUCUCAUGACCAGAGGACAGGCGGAAAUCUACGACACGGAACGUGAACUUCUCACGAGGCAAUAUAAACGCGAGACAGGCGAGGAUUGGGUUGAUUCUGCGGAAUCUACAGAAACAGGGAAUAGUGCUGGCGAGCAAGGGCCGGUGAUGUGGGAAUUCCGCUGGGCUGAUGCUCGUGAUGGAGGCAACAUCCACGGGCCAUAUGAUAGUGCCAUGAUGGAGUCGUGGAAGGGCGCAGGGUAUUUUGGUGAAGGCGUCGAGUUCCGGAAAGUGGGCGACACUGGUGAAUGGAGACAAAACGUUACUUUCUCAUAG